Cuscuta epithymum is the source of this 1607-nucleotide messenger RNA. The record is from the annotation of a GenBank genome assembly. Lineage: Eukaryota; Viridiplantae; Streptophyta; Magnoliopsida; Solanales; Convolvulaceae.
CACCACCUAACAUAGUCGCCCCAUUAAGGGACGCGUUCCCCUGUCGCGCGAGCACACUUUAUAAUAAACUCUCCUCGUCAUUUUCAUCCCACCCAGUCUCACCUUACCUAUUCGGUUUGCUACCUUUUCUAGGGAGAGAUACGAGGUCCGAGGCUAAAUCCAUGGCUUUCCUGUCGUUCAUCGGAAGGCUUCUCUUCGUCUCCGCCUUCAUUCUUUCCGCUUACCAAGAGUUUAAUGAAUUCGGAACUGAUGGUGGCCCUGCAGGGAAAACAUUGAACUCCAAAAUCAAUGUGUUCACUAAGAAUGUAGCAACACACACUGGUUUUCAAGUUCCUCGUGUGAGAUCAAGCAUAUUGUUUUGGGCCUUAUCGUUGUGAAGGGGCUUGGAAGCCUUCUCUUUGUCUUUGGAAGCUCUCUUGGAGCUUACAUUCUGCUUUUGCAUCAAGCUGUUGUUACUCCAAUUAUAUAUGACUUUUACAAUUAUGAAGCUGACAAGAAAGAAUUUGCUCAACUGUUCGUCAAGUUUUCACAGGGUUUACAAUUGUUUGGGGCACUGCUGUUUUUCAUUGGCAUGAAGAAUUCGAUUCCAAGGAGAACAUUAGUGAAGAAGAAGGCUCCCAAGUCGAAAGCCCUUUGAGGAUGGACCGGACAUGGGUUGAGUUUUUUUUUGUGUGUGCACUAAUUAACAUGUUUCCAUUUGUCACAUUGGACCGUCUUUUGUAAGCUUUGUAUUUUUUUGGUACUCCUAUGAAAUCUAAUCUUUGUUCUUUUGGGUUUUUUCGUUUUAUUUUUUGAAUCUUUUCUUCCUACUAUAUUUAUAUACUUGAGAAGAAAAGAGAAUUUCAAAUUGUUGCUCUGUUAUGGAUGGCAGGACGACUUAUUAGUUACUACUAAUUAGACCUGGACUCGGGCCGGUUCGGGCUCGGUUCGGGCCUAGCCCCGGCCGGGCCUCGGGCCAGGAUAGUUGGGCCCGGGCCCGAACCGCCGGUGGGCGGUUCCGGUUCCGGGCCAAACCGGGCCGGGCCUACCCGGAUUUUUUUUUGGCUCUUCUAUUUAACCCCCAACCCCUCCCCUCCACCCCAAACUACCCCAAACCACCUCAAAUGGCCCAAAAUACCUAAUCCAAUCCAAAACUUAAAAAAAAUUCAAAAAAAAAAAAAAAUUAAAAAUCGAACCGAACAGGGCCCGAACCGGCCGGGCCGGUUCGCCAAAACCUCGGCCCGAUCCCGAACCGCCCAGCAGCCGGGCCGGGCCGAACCAAACCGGUGGGCCCACCGGGCUCUGGGCCGGGCCUCACAGUAACCGGGCCGGGCCGGUUUCGGGCCGGGCCGCCCAGCCCGAGUCCAGGUCUACUACUAAUAGAGUAGUUGAAUUCAGCAGUUAUUUCACUUAUUUGCAACCUUAGAGCAUCUCCAAUGCUAAAACGUGAACAAUGCAUGCGUGGCAUGAGAGAUAGCCAAUUAAAAAUAACAAAUAUAAUAUCUCUCUCUUUAUUUGAAGUAGGCAUGGACCCGGUUCGGGCCGCCCGGCCCGGGACCGGCCUGGCCUGCCACUGUGCAAGCCCGGAACCGGCCCGGUUCUCGGGUCCGGGCUCGGGCCUAGGCCCG